CCCAUGGUUGCUAAGGCAUGUACCGGACCGACUCAAGACGCGAGACAUGUGUAACAAAGUUGUUGAAAAAGAUCACUGGGCACUCAUACAUGUCCCCGACCGGUUCUAGACGCAGGAAAUGUGUAAUGGGGCCGUUGAAAAGAAUCCACGCAUGCUCCAAUAUAUAUCGGAUCGUUUCAAAACGCAGGACAUGUGCAACAAAGCCAUUGAAAAGGAUCCUGAGACUAAAAAUAAUGAAUGAUACCACAAUCCCAAAAAUCAGUUGCUUACACGAGGAGUUAAAAAAUAAAUUAGUUGCAGCUGAAGCAGUUAAGAAAAAUCAGGACAUAUAUGUAAGAAAAAGCCUUCAGCAGUGUGAAACCGAGACCAAUGAGAAGGUUCAACAAAGUUUACAUGAAUUACACAAAAGUAUAGAUAGAGUAACAAAGCUUUACAGAAGCAAUUCCGUACUACCUAAAGGUGAAGAGGUUUUUUUCUUUUACCAGCAACCAACUGAUGAGUUCUUUUUAAAAGAAGAAACAUUUACAAAUGCUUUAACAGAGUACACAAGAAAACAAUUUUUCGAGGGUAUUGCUGACUUUGCUGGGGCUCGAGAUCAAUCCCGCUAUGAAAUACUAGAUGUCAGUAAGCCUGAAAGUCUGCUUAUAAAAGGAGAAAGCGAAGAAAUACGACUUCAGGACCAUCAAGAACUUCAAAGGCUUCAAUUGCUAUAUAUAAAAGCUUCAGAAAAAAGAUUAAAUGUAGAAAUUUCAUACGAAAGUAUGAAACAUGCUGCUGAAAUUGCAGAGAAACAGUUGCAUCAACUGCAGUCAAACAUUAUGGUUGAGAUUUCAGAUGAUUAUCUUGAGAAUAAAGCAUUAAAGCUGUCUGAAGAAACUGUACGAAGUAAAAAGAAGUUAGUACAAACAUAUGAGCAUGAAUUAUUUCCUUUACUGAAUGAAUUGCAGCAGCUCCAAUCCACGAAAGUUUUGAAAGGAAAUUAUGAUUUAAAAAUUGCAAGACAGGAUUAUUUCCUAUCUAAACAGAAUGAAGUUAUCAACCAGCUUCUGCUGCAAUUUUCACGCAACUACCUCUUGACAAUGUUGUAUGAAAUUGAAUUAAAAGAACAUCGUAAUUCCUAUCAUCUUAUUGCAUCGUCUAAAUCUAUUAUCGAAAACGAAAUUGAAUUUAUACAGAAAAGAAUCAAAAAUUUAUCCGAUCCUAUACUGGCUGUGGCUAAUGAAAAUAAAGAGACAAUUACUUCCAAAGAUCACUUUGUAAAUAAGUUAUAUGACUCCAUAGAUGCUGAAGAUCGAGAAGAGUUGUAUAAAACCUAUGAUGCUAUGCUCAAUGAAGCUGCAAAACUCUCUUCAAGUCAAGACGCUGUUAAAACUAAAUAUGCACAAAUGCAGGAGGAACAAACAAUGAUUCUUGACUCUCUGGAAACAUGUUUAAAAGACACAUCGAAACUACUUAGUGGAAAGAAAUCAUUCUCAAAUGAACAUCUGUCUGAAAUAAUACAAAAUCUAGAGGAAAAUUUAUCUAUGGCAGAAGUGCAGGUCAAUGAUACAAUUAAAGACAUUGUUGGAAAACGAAAGAUUCUAUCAAGCAAUUCAUUCAAAGUUUUAGAGCGAACUCUGUUUCCUGCUUUUUUCAAUGAUCCAACACGAUUAAAGAGAAUAUUACAAGAAAUGCAAUCACGUGUUAAUGCAUAUGCUUCAAGUUCAUAGCAAUUCAAAAGGAAGAAAUGAAUUUACUUUCAAAUUGUUUUUGAAUUUCUGCGUAAUUAUUUCUUUAUUUUUUAGGAUUUGGUAUGAUUACAUUGGAUUUUUAUACCAAAAAUUGUUUUGCUAAAUAUACAUUAUUUCCAGAGCAGUAUUUUAAAAAAAAAAUAAGUUUGUAGAAACUUUUUUUUUUCGUAGUUUUUAAGAUAAUAAAAAAUACAUUAAUUAUAUAUGUCAGCAAUGUUAUUUAUGCUAGUGAGUAUUGUACAUAUAAAAAUGUUUAACCACAGACUAAAUUGUGUGAUUUCUAAUGUUUUCCAUACGCAAUCUAUUUAAAUUAACUUUUAUCAUGUUUUCUUCAUUUAAAUUUAAGGAAUUUUUACCUGGUUGAUCAUGUACUGUGCAACAUGUUUCUUUUCAUUCAAAAAUAAUUACUGCAAAUAAUUUACUGUAAAUUUGGUAUGCUUGUCUGUGUAUAACAAUUCUUGAGGCAAAUGUUCAUUUUAAAUAAAGGUAUUUCCCGUAUUUUCUUCAAUAAACGGCCUGGGCUUUUAUAAAAUUUUAUAAGAUUUUUAGGGGGCCUUUAUUAGAGAGGGGCGUUAAUAAGAGGGGAUUUGUAAAUCUUGUUAAGAGUUGAAGCAUUAAGAAAUAGAAAUCUAUUUAGUGUUUUCGAUUUGUGUUAAUUAAAAGAAAAGAAACAAGAAUUAAUAAUAACAAUAAAUUAAUUUUUAAUAAACGCCCCUCCUUCCAUCGCACUAGGGGAGGGACCAUUUAUUAGGCAGGGAAGUUUAUAUCACAUUUUCACUUUUGAGAGGACGUUUAUUGAGGUAAAUACGUUCACUAGAAAAUUGUAUGGCCCACCAUGGUUAUGUUGGUAUAUAAUUAAAACUUAGUUCAUUUGGUUGUCUUUGUACUAUUUCUUAUUAAUUGUACUAGAGCAGGGUGUUACCUAGCACAAUUGCAGAAUGGUAAA
Hydractinia symbiolongicarpus is the source of this 2676-nucleotide messenger RNA. RefSeq names its product HAUS augmin-like complex subunit 3. The transcript has 15 exons. NCBI's taxonomy places the organism in Eukaryota, Metazoa, Cnidaria, Hydrozoa, Anthoathecata, Hydractiniidae. The record is from RefSeq and is a predicted model, not a curated record. Bases 18 to 1709 code for a protein of 563 amino acids. Gene Ontology annotation, biological process: centrosome cycle; spindle assembly. Gene Ontology annotation, cellular component: HAUS complex; mitotic spindle; centrosome.